Molecule: messenger RNA, 791 nt
Organism: Erythranthe guttata (spotted monkey flower)
Lineage: Eukaryota; Viridiplantae; Streptophyta; Magnoliopsida; Lamiales; Phrymaceae
Source: RefSeq, a predicted model, not a curated record
AUAUAAAUGUAAAUAUAGUGAAUGUGAUAAUUGGUUCGUUUUCUGUGGUAAUCUCCAAACAGAGCUUUCCUUUUUUUUUGUUUGUUUCUCUCUCUAGAAUCUAGAGCUUCGAAUUUCUGUGCAAAGUUUCAUGGUAACAAGAGCAAACCUUAAUUUUGAUGAUCUAAUUUUGCUGAAUAUUAUUUCAGAUGGCUUCAGUAUUAGCUAGGCUUCCCGCCUCGCCGCUGAUGGUGGUCAACGGCGGAAGACAGCCGGUUUUUGGAACAAUUCAGAAAUUGGCGGUUCCAACUAUUAAAGAGAGACAAGAUCGCCUUGGAGUAAUAGCAAAGGCGACAGGUGAAAGCUCGGAUUCUUCAAUUGUCAAGUCUGUACUGAAUGUUUGGGAUAAAUCUGAAGAUCGUGUGGCUCUGGUUGCUCUAGGAUUUGCCGGUGUUGUGGGUUUCUGGGCAUCAAUUAAUCUUGUCACGUCGAUCGAGAAGAUUCCAGUAGUCCCAGGUGUGCUUGAGCUCAUUGGAUUAUUGUUUUCCUCGUGGUUCACAUACCGAUAUCUCUUAUUCAAACCCGACAGGCAAGAACUUUCUCAGGCAAUCAGCAAGUCAAUAUCGGAUAUCCUGGGACAGUAAUGUGAAGAGUGAAGCCACCAACCGGCUUUCGUGAUUUUGUGCUGUGUAAAAAAUGUGUUAUUUUUAGCCUUAAUUCAUAACAUUUGUGAUUCUAUGGAAGGACUGAGUUAUCCUUCUUAAGGCUUGUUUGGUUUGAACGAUAGGAUUAUGUGGAUUGUUAAAUAAUAU